Molecule: messenger RNA, 774 nt
Organism: Pseudonaja textilis
Lineage: Eukaryota; Metazoa; Chordata; Lepidosauria; Squamata; Elapidae
Source: RefSeq, a predicted model, not a curated record
UGCGUUUUGUGGGGAGACCGAGUUGUUGUACCAACUAAGUUACAAAAAAGGGUCUUGCAAAUGCUACAUGAUGGACACCCAGGCAUCGUAUGCAUGAAAGCGCUGGCAAGAAGUUACGCCUGGUGGCCAGGUAUAGAUAAACAAAUUGAAGCCUGGGUCGCCUCUUGUAACAAAUGCCAGGAAAACCACUCAGCUCCACCUAAAGCCCCACCAACAGAAUGGGAAACACCCAGGGGGCCUUGGUCUCGCAUUCAUAUUGACUUUGCGGGACCUACGAGAGGCCACACCUUCUUAAUAACUGUUGAUGCCUUCUCAAACUGGCUUGAGGUCAAUAAAAUGAAAGCAACCACUACAGAGGCAGUCAUUAAAAAACUGAACAGACUUUUUGCCACACACGGGUUACCAGAUGUCCUGGUCUCUGACAAUGGUCCCCAAUUUACUGCCUUAGCCUUUGAACAGUAUUUAAAAGUCACUAGAAUGCUGCUCCUACAACACAUCACACCAAAAAGCACGACCAACAAGUGCCCAGCUGAACUCCUGAUGGCCAGGAAACUCAGAUCCCCUCUAGAUCGUUUGCACCCUGCCUACACCCCGGAAAAGCCCCUGGGUUCCAGCAGCAAGCACCGUGUUUUCAAGGUAGGAGACCUUGUCUUCGCAAAAAACUUUUCUGGGGAUCCCCUUUGGAUUCCUGCCCAGGUAACACAAGUUACGGGCCCCCGCUCCUACUGUCUACUCACCACUGAUGGCAGACCAUGGAAACGCCAUAUUGACCAA